This is a messenger RNA of Morchella sextelata, 555 nucleotides long. RefSeq lists its product as uncharacterized. The record is from RefSeq and is a predicted model, not a curated record. The transcript is spliced from 6 exons. Lineage: Eukaryota; Fungi; Ascomycota; Pezizomycetes; Pezizales; Morchellaceae. The coding region runs from base 1 to 555 and encodes 184 amino acids.
AUGUGGGCCGAGGAGUUCCACGUUCUCCUCAUCCAUCCGGAGGAACCUCUAGACCCCAAUCGCCAUCUGUGUCGUUGCAGCUGGGGGUGUAUUCCCCCGGCUCCCUGCCCUGCCGCAGCGGCAGAUGCGGUGGGCGCCGCCAUCUCUACUGCUCUUAUCGGUGGCCUGGUGGUUGUGAACGCCCGACUCGGGCUUGCUCUGGGGGUCCUGCCCUUUGGGCACGCACAACUAGAGCUCUCAGCUCCUAGGAAAUCAUCCUCCUGGGUGGGGCAUAGGUUGGAAGCCACCGACCAGGCCUGCGCAACCUCUCUGAGGCAUGUUCCUGCCCCUGCUCUUGCCGUCCACUUGGGUGAGAUUGUUGGGGAGGGUUCAUGGGGGCCUGGUUGGCUGGCUGGUCAACUUACCAGCGGAAUAAGGGGUGGCGGAAAGAGAAUGAGUCAGGUACACCUGGGGGGGUGGAAGUGGCAGUCACUACAACCACUGCCGCUGCCCCCCCCACCGGGGAGCCAUGACGAUCUCCCGAUUCUCGGGUGUAGUUGGGGAAACCAGUUUUAA